Molecule: messenger RNA, 923 nt
Organism: Cariama cristata (Red-legged seriema)
Lineage: Eukaryota; Metazoa; Chordata; Aves; Cariamiformes; Cariamidae
Gene: LRRC75B
Product: leucine rich repeat containing 75B
Exons: 4
Coding region: 1-792 (263 amino acids)
Source: RefSeq, a predicted model, not a curated record
AUGGCAGUAUCUAAAUACCUGAGAAAGGACCUGGGACUAGAAGGAACGUUCCUCAAUGAAGUGCUCUACAAAAAUGCAACUUUCCUCAACUUGGUGGAUCCCAUCUCCCAUGACUUGCUGAUGAACCUCGCUCGAGAUCUGCAGUGUCCCAAAAAGGAAUAUGACCCCUGGAAAUCCUCGGACAGGAUCUGCAGACAGCUGAUUUACCACCUAACCCCCCACUCGAAAUGGCACCGUCACGGCAUGCCCCGGAGGAAGUCCCAAGUGUGUCUGAAGACCAGCCUGCAGAAGAAGGUGAGCCAGGACUCCAUGGAUUUGUCAGGGAUCCCCCUGACCAUGCGGGAUGUCCACCGCAUGGCCUACUACCUGCAGAACAACGGGGACCACCUCACCUCUGUGGACCUGAGCUUCACUGAGCUGAAUGAUGACAUGGUGCGCCUGCUGCUGCCCUUCCUCUGGGCGCUACCCAAGCUCACUCACCUUUCCCUCAAUGGCAACCGACUGACACGGGCAACCAUGAAAGAGCUGACUGACACCAUGAAGGACAUGAACAAGUUCCCUUGCCUGGCCUGGGUUGACCUCGGCAACAACGUGGACGUCUCCUCCAUGCCGCAGCCGUUGCUCGUGGGCCUGCGCAAGCGCCUCAGCCAGCAGACCACGCUGCCUACCAUCUAUGAGGCGCUUGACUGCGACUCGGAGAUCUCCGGCGGGCACGAGGGCAGCCAGCCAGAGGAUGAAGCAGCAGGAAGCACCCCGCCACGUGCUUUUUCUCAGCAGGGCUGCGAGAGGUGACUGGACAACAGGCCGGCGCUGGCACACUGAAGCCGCCCCGAGGAGAAGUCUUGAGUACAAACAUCAAGCAGAGGGCCAGCUUUACCGGCUUCCUUUGGCUCUUUUCUCUCGCCUUCCCUGACAUCUCCCCC